This is a messenger RNA of Mesocricetus auratus (golden hamster), 1983 nucleotides long. It is a transcript of the gene Tspan33, whose product is annotated as tetraspanin 33. The record is from RefSeq and is a predicted model, not a curated record. Lineage: Eukaryota; Metazoa; Chordata; Mammalia; Rodentia; Cricetidae. The transcript has 8 exons. Bases 215 to 1066 code for a protein of 283 amino acids. Gene Ontology annotation, cellular component: membrane.
GUCUCCGCCGCUCACGCUGCCCGCCGCGACUCCAGCGGCGGCGCCGUUCCCCGGCCGCGCGGUUCCCCGACGCACGGCUCGGGCGGCUCCCGGUGCGGCGCGGCUGCCCCCGUGUUCGGGUCCCCGUGGGCCCGCGGCUCACGCCCCGGGCUGCGGGGCACGCAGGUGGGCCGGCGGCCGCUGGGAGAUAGGCCCCCGGGGGCAGCGGCGGACCAUGGCGCGGAGACCUGGCGCGCCCGCUGCCUACGGGGAGGAGUUCUCCUUCGUCAGUCCGCUGGUGAAAUACCUGCUCUUUUUCUUCAACAUGCUCUUCUGGGUCAUUUCCAUGGUCAUGGUGGCUGUGGGCGUCUAUGCCAGGCUGAUGAAGCAUGCAGAAGCAGCCUUGGCUUGUCUGGCGGUGGACCCUGCCAUCCUGCUGAUCGUAGUGGGCGUCCUCAUGUUCCUCCUCACCUUCUGCGGCUGCAUCGGAUCCCUUCGAGAGAACAUCUGCCUCCUGCAGACGUUCUCCCUCUGCCUCACCAUCGUGUUCCUGCUGCAGCUGGCUGCUGGCAUCCUGGGCUUCGUCUUCUCAGACAAGGCUCGGGGGAAAGUGAGCGAAUUAAUCAACAACGCAAUUGUGCAUUAUCGGGAUGACCUGGACCUGCAGAACCUCAUUGACUUUGGCCAGAAGAAGUUCAGCUGCUGUGGAGGGAUUUCCUACAGAGACUGGUCUCAGAAUAUGUACUUCAACUGCUCGGACGACAACCCUAGCCGCGAGCGUUGCUCUGUGCCUUACUCCUGUUGCCUGCCCACCCCCAAUCAGGCAGUGAUCAACACUAUGUGUGGCCAAAAUAUGCAGGCUCUUGACUACUUGGAAGCCAGUAAAGUCAUCUACACCAACGGCUGUAUUGACAAGUUAGUCAACUGGAUACACAGCAACCUGUUCCUGCUCGGCGGCGUGGCUCUAGGCCUGGCCAUCCCCCAGCUGGUGGGGAUCCUGCUGUCCCAGGUCCUCGUGAAUCAAAUAAAAGAUCAGAUCAAACUACAGCUCUACAACCAGCAGCACCGGGCUGACCCGUGGUACUGAGAAGCAUUCCUGGGCCGCCUGACCAUGCUGACGGGCAAGCCUCCUGGACCACCAGCAGAGGGCGCUGAGAGCCGUACCCUGUGCGAUUUGGAUUUCAGCCCCCAGCAAGGAGGGCCCAGUGGGAAGAAGACGCCAACUCCAGAAGACAGGCCGCAGGGUGGCGGCUCAGGUCUCGAAGGACAAGGACGUGCCUCAUAGCCCCCAUCCUAGCCCCGGCAUUGUUAGAGAAUUCCUUUGUCCUGUUUCUGACCUUGAACAUUGGAGUUUACGUUUUAAGUCUUGUUUGGGCGGAGGCGUGUGGGAAGCAGCAGCGUAAGCUGCGUCCCUUCACCGAGGCACAACAGACAGCUGUUAGGGCUGCUUCUGAGCUAGGUGGACAUACUCAGAGUUUGCUGCCAGGGGGACCUGGCUGUGGAGCGUGGGCGCUAGCAGCCCUGCCCGGAGUCCAGUUGGCAUAGUCCCAGCUCCAGAGGGGAAGGGAGUGGAGCCUGGGGGUUGGAUGGGGACAGCUCUGUAUAUGGGGGUAGGAGUGGAAGGGGAUAUGUUUACCAAAUGCCUGCCUUGCCACCCUCCCAGGUACUCAGAGUCAGCUACAUCCUGCCCCUCCUUCGUUUCCAUGGAAACAUGGCAGCGAGGGCAAGGGGUACAACAGCAGCCAAAUUCAUCCCCACCCCUUUCGCAAAAAAGUCUGGAACCAUGGUCCCUGUAGUCUGCAAUCGGCAGAAGCCGGCCUAAGCCAUACAAGCCCUCGAAUUCCUCGCUGUCUGGCCCUCCCUCGCCAGCAAGUGGGUUUCCUUGAACUUGGCAGAGGAACAGCAACACCCUCCACCCUCAUCCCCCUGCACCAGAACUCAGUGUUUCUACAGUGUAAGAAGCAGGAAUCUGGCAGAAAUGGCAAUAAAAGUUUGUUGACCUGG